CUUGGCUCGAGCCCACGGUUUUCUAGGCAGGGCGCGCGACAAAAUUGAAUCUGUUUUUACACAAGAGAAGAAGAAGACGAAGAAGAGGAAAAAUAAGAAGAAGAAAAAGAAGGAGGAGGCUCUUGAUGUCAACGUGAUGGUCAGGCCGAGCGUCAGGGAUAUCGUUCGUUUUCCUGUGUGAAACGGGACCAGAACAACACAUUGCUCAAUCUAUUCUGCGUGAAGUUCCUGGCGCGGCAGCCGUCAGGAUAUCUGCAAUAUUUUCCUGAAUCGGGAGCCCCCCAACCCACCCCCAUGGUAGUAGCAUGUCCACACAGCAACAUGAUUCGUGUCGAGUAGAUAAUUUCUAGAGGGGUUUGGCUCCCCCCCACCCCCACGGGUUAACUUGCUGGACUGGACGCCCCUUCUUGUAGUAGGACCCUUUAGCUGCACGAUGUUUUAAGCGCCAAGGACUGCACGGGGAAACGGCUGGCGUGUCGGUGGGUACUCGGCUGGCGGUGAACACACGUUGGGCGAGGCGACGUCCCUGCUCUCGCUUUUAGUGUACGACGAACCAAGGGAGAAAGCUGAACAACACACGGAAUAUCAUGACGAUGUCGGUCCCGGAGAGGAACUCAGGCUCGGAGGGGAAGGAGGAGGAGAGCGAGGAUGAGAGCGAGAUCCUGGAGGAGAGUCCGUGUGGUCGCUGGCAGAAGCGGAAAGAGCAGGUGAGCCAGGGUAAUGUCCCCGGUGUGGAGAGUGCGUCUCUGGCCAUGGACACGGAGGAGGGCGUUGAGGUCGUGUGGAACGAGGUGCUGUUCCCUGACAAGAAGGUCUUCAAGUCCCAGGAGGACAAGAUCAAGGAGAUGUUUGAGAACCUGAUGCAGGUGGAACACCCCAACAUUGUCAAGUUCCACAAGUACUGGCUGGACAUGAGGGAGAGCCAGGCUCGGGUCAUUUUCAUCACUGAGUACAUGUCGUCAGGCAGCCUCAAGCAGUUCUUGAAGAAAACCAAGAAGAACCACAAGACCAUGAACGUCAAGGCGUGGAAGAGAUGGUGCACCCAGAUCCUCUCGGCCCUCAGCUACCUUCACUCCUGCGAACCGCCCAUUAUCCAUGGCAAUCUGACCUGCGACACCAUCUUCAUCCAACACAACGGCCUCAUCAAGAUCGGCUCAGUUUGGCACAGGUUAUUUGUGAAUGUGUUCCCAGACGCCCAGGGGAAGGGGCGACCUCACCGGGACGAGCAGAGGAACCACCACUUCUUCCCCCCGGAGUACGGCACGAGUGAGGAUGACUAUGCCAUCGACAUCUUCUCCUUCGGGAUCUGUGCUCUGGAGAUGGCGGUUCUGGAGAUCCAGGCCAAUGGGGACGCCGUGGUAUCCAAGGAGGCCAUCAGCAGUGCUGGAACCUCCCUGGAAGACCCCCUCAUGAAGGAGUUCACCCAGUCGUGUGUGCGGCAGGAGGCGAAGCUGCGUCCCACGGCCCACGACCUCCUCUUCCACCGGGUGCUCUUUGAGGUCCACUCCCUCAAGCUGCUGGCCGCCCACUGCCUCAUCAGCAACCAAUAUCUUCUUCCAGAGAACUGUGUGGAGGAGAAGACCAAGUCGUUUGACCCCAACGCCGUGAUGGCCGAGAUCUCCCACAGAGACCGACCGGGAGUUCAACUCAAAUAUUCACACGUGUCUCCUCUGGAGCUCGACAAGUUUCUGGAGGAUGUGAAGAAUGGGAUCUACCCGCUGAUGAACUUUGCGUCGUCGCGAGCCUACCCUGUCCCGCGGGCCCUGUCUCUGUCCCAGGAGCAGGUGGAGGCCGUCAAGACCCCCACCCCCGAACCACAGGAGACCGAGACCCGAAAGGUCAUUCAGAUGCACUGUAAUUUGGAAUCAAAUGAAGAAGGGACCAAAACUCAUCUUUCCCUGUUUCUAAAGAUGGACGACAAGCUCCAUCGACAGCUCAGCUGCGACAUCCUUCCAGCGGACAGCUCCAAAGACCUUGCCAACGAACUUGUUCACUACGCCUUCAUAAAUGAGGAGGACUGUGAGAAGCUGACCCUGUUCCUGGAGGAUGCCAUCAGUAAACACCUGCGGACCCAGGCCCCAGGGAACGUCCAGUGAGGAGCCUGGGGCGAGGGGGUCCUGGUGGCAGGCAGCGGGCCCCCAGAGAGUGGGACCUAGCCAGGGCAUGGACCACUGGACACCAGAGGGACCCCACUGCCAGGAUCACAAAGGGAGUGGGCCCCAGAGGGAGGGAGAGGGACAGAGACAGAGAGAGAUAGAGCAACAGGGACACAGGGAAGGGAGAAGGAAAGCAAGAGCCCAGCCUUAGAUAGGCUCCAUAGGCACCUCAAAUCUAAGAACAUCAUUACGCCUCAUGCCCUCUGCACCGUCAGUCAAAGGACUCAGAAGGUGUGGCUGACGGAUGGGGGGGGUUUCCGGGGUCGUCAGAGCCCGAGUAGUGUCACAGUGCUUAAAUUUGCAUACGUGAUCUGAUUGGAUGACGGAUCCGUCGCUGCCGAAAAAGUUGACAAUUGUUCAACUUUUGACGGAGCCUUCAGUGCACGGAUCCACAAUGCAUUGCGCGUCCGUCCCCAUUCAAAGUCAAUGGGGAUCAGUCAACGGACGGAGGCAGUGGGCACACGAGGCGUUAGAGUACAUUAUUAAAGCUAUGACCAUCUACUCAACACGGUAGAUGAUCCACUUGGAGGCCCCUGUCUACGAGGGCUCUGUCGCCUCUAGAUAUCCAGCCCUCUUGGUUUUCCAUCAAGAUCCUUCCAUUAUAUCCCUUGAAAUUGGAUGUUUUACACCCUCCUGUAUUUCAGCAGGAAUCUACACUAGCGAUAAACAUGUGCAAACCCUAGCGAAAAUCUGAAAAAAAUAUUUCAAUAUGAAUUCGCACAAAUUCUUUGUAAGAGUUUUGAUAAUAUGUUAAGGUUGCUUUGGUCGAUCUUUGCCCUCUCAUUCCAUGACUUUGUUCUGAAGUGUCAGCUGAAAUGUGAACCUCAAGGUCCAGCCCGUCCUGGCGUCUCUUCAAUGGGCCGACGGCGAACCUUUCCUAGCACACAUUGUGCACACGACUCCAUGCAUGAAUUCCCAUCAGAGGAUGUUUGUGGUGCUGGCCUGCAGGGCUAGUCUGCAGUGCUAGCCAGCUGUGCUAGUCUGUUAGCGUUGUAAUGCUAGCCAGCAUUUUAGCCUCUAGUGCUAGUCUGCAGUCUAGUGCUAGUCUGCAGUCUAGUGCUCGCCUAUCAUGCUAGCCUGUAGUGCUAGCCAGCAUUCCUAGCCUUUAGUGAUAGUCUGCAGUCCAGUGCUCGCAUGUAACGCCAUCCUGUAGUGCAAGCCUGUAAUGCUAGCUUAUAGUGCUAGCCUGCAGUGCUAGCCUUUAGAGCCUGCAGUGCUCUUAAGGGCUCUCACCCGGAAGGUUUUCCUGAAAGCCAAAGACUUGUGAAGUGCCUAAGAUGGCCGCCACCCUGCGACUGAACUUUUGCAAUUGAGCUGCUUCGCACAAAACCUGGAGACUUGGAAUCUGUGGAAGCAAAUGCUAGUGGUGGGUUUUCAGACUGCUGUGUUCUAUAAAUGUACAAGGGCGGUCUUUGUGAGUGCGAGGGUGGGCGUUAGCGCGAUACCUGGUUAAGAAAGUGCCAUUGCCGUCUGUUGCUACUGUACAUUGGAAUAAAUAACUGGCUAUGGGUUGUUGUUUUUACUCCUAACUAUAUCAGUCAACACUAACAUGCAGAUCAUAAUGUGUGUGAAGAAAGUGUACUUCUGUAUGUCUGGGAGAAGGGGAGUUGGACAGAAUGUGAACAUGCGUUUCAAAGUCAAGCAACCAAGGAUUUUUGUUUGAUAAUAUAAAUAUUACUACAUGAUUGUUUCUCUUAAAUAUUCUCAUUUCUAAAUGAUGAAUUCUUAUUUAGAUUUGUUUUGGCCCAAAGUGAACAUGUAUUCAUAUUUUGUUUCUGUUUGUCUGUAUAAACAGGAGCCGUUUCUGUAGCAUGUAGACAUGUCGAAGCUUCUGUGUAAACGGGGUUCAGAGGUCAAAUGUGUGGUUAGUCAAUUCAACACUCAUUCUAAUUAUCCAAUUAUUGUGAAAAGGUGUGGGUUUAAAAGCAAUACUGAUGUAACCCAAACUGGUGAAAGUGAGAGAUAUUUUUCCUGCGUCAGCUAGAAGCUUCCGGUGAAUGUAUAGAUACAGCUGGACAUACUAUAACUGAUUACUAUUAUAGUAUGUGUUUUCCUUGGCAGAAAAAACUGUGGGGUGGGAGUACACGUACAUAAGUCCAACUCAUCUCUAGCCCUCCAGUUCUAGACAAUCUCCCGUUGUAGAAUGGUCAUCCUAGGAGGUAUGUGGCUCCCCACAACCCUCAUGUACAGUACAUGGUCUUCAACUCCAGACCUGAUCGCUCUGGUUCUGCCGAUUACAGAGGAGCCAGGAUGUCACCGGCGCGUGUUGUACAUAUUUAUUUAUGGAUUUCAAAGAGGUUUUACUCUCAAGCUGCUCUGCUUUUUGCUCUUGUGUUUCUCUGAUCAGCAGCAUGUUAAUAAAGCCUGACAACUUUGGGAACUUUGCAUCUUCAGUAUUGCCUUUGUUAUGAGUGGCCAGAGUCCUGGCCCAACAUAUGAAUGUUUAGACUGUGCAAAAACAAAACAACAACCAUCCAUAUCCGUCUUAUUUUCUGUUUUAAUAACUUCCUGUUCCUGUGAAUCUAUUGAAUGAAACUUGGCUUUGGAUGUGAUAUUUUCAAUAUUGUAGCUAUGGCAACUACAGAAAUUCUAAUAAAACUAUGUGACGUGAUCAUGUAACCAUAAUGAUUUAUAUUGGUUAUUACUGUGUAAGCAUGUACAAAUAUGUAUUGGUCCAGGACAAUAAAGCUUAAUCCGAACUAUUAUAUCAAAAAGAUGAAAUAUGCCACACAACAUCAACGGAGGAGACAUUUGGAAC
Gadus chalcogrammus (walleye pollock) is the source of this 4914-nucleotide messenger RNA. Its product is annotated as nuclear receptor-binding protein 2-like. The coding region runs from base 588 to 2096 and encodes 502 amino acids. Gene Ontology annotation, molecular function: protein serine/threonine kinase activity; ATP binding. The transcript has 18 exons. Gene Ontology annotation, biological process: protein phosphorylation; endoplasmic reticulum to Golgi vesicle-mediated transport; intracellular signal transduction. Lineage: Eukaryota; Metazoa; Chordata; Actinopteri; Gadiformes; Gadidae. The record is from RefSeq and is a predicted model, not a curated record. Gene Ontology annotation, cellular component: endomembrane system; cytoplasm.